AUGGGUGGUAAGUCAAAGAACAAGGAACAAUUACAAUCUCAAGAUUCAUCUGAAACUAUUGAGAAGAAACAGAAUGUGAAAGGGAAGAGAUUGUGGCAGAAAGUGAAGUAUCAAUUGGUGGAAUAUCAUUCAUUGCCUGCUUAUUUGAGAGACAAUGAAUACAUCAUUGGUCAUUACCGAUCCGAAUGGCCGAUCAAACAAAUCCUUCUUAGUAUCUUUACAAUUCAUAACGAGACUUUGAAUGUUUGGACGCACUUGAUUGGUUUUUUCCUGUUUCUUGCACUUACCAUAUACACAGCGACAAUGGUACCGAGCGUUGUGGAUCUUCAUGCUCUUCAACACCGUUUACCCGAUAUUUUGAGAAAAACAGAUGUUCACAAGCUCAUGUCUCGUCUUCCUUCUAGUCCAUCUAGUUGGCAUGUUAUGGAGCUUCUUUAUAACUGUUUACCUGAAAGAUUCUCUCAUGGCAACUACACCGAUAUGUGUGUUCUGCAUUCGAUGAGGGAAGAUCUUGCAAACAUGAUAGCUCCUUUAAUCUUCAGGCCAAUUACCCGAUGGCCGUUCUACGCAUUUCUAGGUGGCGCAAUGUUCUGUCUAUUAGCAAGCAGCACGUGCCACCUCCUCUCGUGUCAUUCCGAGCGAGUCUCUUACAUAAUGCUUAGGCUAGAUUACGCAGGAAUCGCAGCUCUCAUCGCUACUUCCUUCUACCCUCCGGUCUAUUACUCUUUCAUGUGUGAUCCUUUCUUCUGUAACCUCUACUUAGGAUUCAUAACAAUCCUAGGAAUCGCCACCGUGCUUGUCUCACUCCUCCCUGUUUUCCAAAGCCCGGAGUUUCGGGUCGUGAGAGCCUCUCUGUUUUUCGGAAUGGGAUUCUCCGGGGCAGCUCCGAUUCUACACAAGGUUAUCAUCUUUUGGGACCAACCUGAAGCGCUUCACACGACAGGUUAUGAGAUCUUGAUGGGUUUGCUUUACGGGUUAGGAGCUUUGGUUUACGCGACUAGGAUUCCAGAGAGAUGGAUGCCGGGGAAAUUCGAUAUAGCUGGACAUAGCCAUCAGUUGUUUCAUGUUCUGGUUGUUGCUGGUGCCUUUACACAUUAUAGAGCUGGACUUGUUUAUCUUAAGUGGAGAGACAUUGAAGGAUGCUAA
Molecule: messenger RNA, 1146 nt
Organism: Arabis nemorensis
Lineage: Eukaryota; Viridiplantae; Streptophyta; Magnoliopsida; Brassicales; Brassicaceae
Source: the annotation of a GenBank genome assembly